UAGGUGUCCCAGGCACCCUAGAGGCCCAGGUCCCCCCACUGCUGACCCCUGCACCCUCCAGCCUGACCCCCCAACCAGUCCAGCAAUGACGGAAAAAAACACCUCUGAGGACCCUGCCUGCAGUCCAGAGGAGACCACAUCUGAAUCUGCCAAGGUGCCCACUGCAGAGCCUCCCGGAGAAGUGGCAGCAUCAGAGUCAACUGGGGAAGAGCAGGUGCCCAAGCCACAGGCCCCUGCCCCUCAAACCCCUGCAGCCCCCGCAGCCACUAAGCCUGUGCCCCCAAGUGAAGACGUCCCCAGUGCCCCACUGCUGCUGACCCUGGAGGAUGUGAGCAGCAGUUCCGUGACUGUGAGCUGGGAGCCCCCAGAGAGGCUAGGGAGGCUGGGCCUCCAGGGCUAUGUGUUGGAGCUCUUCAGAGAGGGAGCCUCGGAGUGGGUGCCUGUGAAUGCCCGACCCAUGAUGGUGACCCAGCAGACCAUGCGGAACCUGGCUCUGGGAGACAAGUUCCUUCUGCGCGUGUCUGCAGUGAGUUCCGCAGGGGCUGGCCUACCAGCUGUGCUGGACCAGCCCAUCCACAUCCGAGAGAACAUCGAGGCCCCCAAGAUCCGUGUCCCUCGACACCUCCGUCAGACCUACAUCCGCCAGGUGGGAGAGGCAGUCAACCUGCAAAUCCCCUUCCAGGGAAAGCCUAAGCCUCAGGCCACAUGGACCCACAAUGGCCAUGCCCUGGACAGCCAGCGGGUGAGCGUGCGUACCGGGGACCAGGAUUCCAUCCUCUUCAUUCGCUCGGCCCAGCGCUCUGACUCUGGCCACUAUGAGCUCACUGUGCGCCUGGAAGACCUGGAGGCCAAGGCAACCAUUGACAUCCUGGUGAUUGAGAAACCUGGACCCCCCAGCAGCAUCCGUCUCCUGGACGUCUGGGGCUGCAACGCUGCUCUUCAGUGGACACCACCCCAGGACACAGGCAACACGGAGCUCCUGGGCUACACAGUGCAGAAGGCAGACAAAAAGACAGGGCAAUGGUUCACAGUGCUGGAGCGCUACCACCCGACCACCUGCACCGUCUCCGACCUCAUCAUCGGCAACUCGUACUCCUUCCGGGUCUUCUCAGAAAACCUGUGUGGGCUCAGCACCUCCGCCACCGUCACCAAGGAGCUCGCCCACAUCCAGAAGGCAGAUAUUGCUGCCAAACCAAAAGGGUUUAUUGAACGAGACUUCUCAGAAGCCCCCUCAUUCACCCAGCCCCUGGCUGACCACACCUCCACUCCUGGCUACAGCACCCAGCUGUUUUGCAGUGUCCGAGCUUCACCCAAGCCCAAGAUCAUCUGGAUGAAAAACAAGAUGGAGAUCCAGGGCAACCCCAAAUACCGUGCUCUCUCUGAGCAAGGCAUCUGCACCCUGGAGAUCCGGAAACCCAGCCCCUUUGAUUCCGGGGUCUACACCUGCAAGGCCAUCAAUGUGCUGGGGGAGGCAUCUGUGGACUGCCGGCUAGAGGUCAAAGCCUCAGCCACGCACUGAAGAGCCACGGGAGGAGGCUGUGAUGAGGAGCCAGGUCCCCCAGGCCCACCAUCAAACUCCAGAGGCACUCAAGACCCCCACUUCCAUAGCGAUGGCUGAAGGAACUGCCCCUGGUACCUGCUGGCCCCUCUCUCCCAGAGGCUGGUGUCCAAAACUCAGGAGUGGGCCUGGUAGGCCCCGGGCCAGGGUUCCUGGGCUCAAGGGGUCCUGGAGGGUGCAGAGAUGGGAGUGCUCUGCAGAGCCGCACUGGGUGGGAAGCACUCGAAUAAAGAUGUGUGGUGUCACAA
This is a messenger RNA of Callithrix jacchus (white-tufted-ear marmoset), 1806 nucleotides long. RefSeq names its product myosin binding protein H (gene MYBPH). NCBI's taxonomy places the organism in Eukaryota, Metazoa, Chordata, Mammalia, Primates, Cebidae. Gene Ontology annotation, molecular function: protein binding. The record is from RefSeq and is a predicted model, not a curated record.